Messenger RNA from Nestor notabilis (Kea), 492 nucleotides. RefSeq names its product Ras-like without CAAX 1 (gene RIT1). Gene Ontology annotation, biological process: Ras protein signal transduction. The record is from RefSeq and is a predicted model, not a curated record. The transcript has 3 exons. NCBI's taxonomy places the organism in Eukaryota, Metazoa, Chordata, Aves, Psittaciformes, Psittacidae. Gene Ontology annotation, cellular component: plasma membrane. Gene Ontology annotation, molecular function: GTP binding; GTPase activity; GDP binding. Bases 85 to 492 code for a protein of 135 amino acids.
GCUUAUAAAAUACGAAUACGCAUUGACGAUGAACCUGCCAACCUGGAUAUCCUGGACACAGCAGGACAGGCAGAGUUUACGGCCAUGAGGGACCAGUACAUGAGGGCUGGGGAGGGCUUCAUCAUCUGCUACUCCAUCACAGACCGGCGCAGCUUCCACGAGGUGCGCGAGUUCAAGCAGCUCAUCUACCGCGUCCGCCGCACCGACGACACCCCCGUGGUGCUGGUGGGGAACAAAUCCGACCUGACACAGCUGCGGCAGGUCUCCAAAGAAGAAGGCUCAUCUUUAGCUCGAGAGUUCAACUGCCCCUUCUUCGAGACGUCGGCCGCGUUCCGCUACUACAUCGACGACGUGUUCCACGCCCUGGUGCGGGAGAUCCGCAGGAAGGAGAAGGAAGCAGUGAUGGCAAUGGAGAAGAAAUCAAAACCCAAAAGCAGCGUGUGGAAAAGGCUGAAGUCGCCCUUUAGAAGGAAGAAGGAUUCGGUCACUUGA